Molecule: messenger RNA, 702 nt
Organism: Candidozyma duobushaemuli
Lineage: Eukaryota; Fungi; Ascomycota; Pichiomycetes; Serinales; Metschnikowiaceae
Exons: 1
Coding region: 1-702 (233 amino acids)
Source: RefSeq, a predicted model, not a curated record
AUGGAUGCCCGACUAUAUUUAAAAAGCUAUGGCUGGCAAGACGGCCAUGCGCUUAAAAACGGUGGAAUCAAGAAACCCAUUUUGGUGAAGCACAAGAAAGACAAGAAGGGCCUUGGAUCAGAUGGAAAUGAUGCAGAUGUAUGGUGGGAGAGACUUUUCGACGGUCAGCUCAAGACCCUUGAUGUCAACAACAGCACCAAGGGAGUUAGCUUUGAGACAAAUACCAUGGAAACCGAGAAUCACCUCCGAAGAUCGAUGUCACCUUUAUACAAGAUGUUCGUCAAGGGAGAAGGAUUAGCAGGAACAGUGGGCAAAACCGAUAAUGCACAUCUCAAAAGCAGCAAGAUCGAUAGCGAAAAGGCUAUUGAACAGACAGAGAUCAUCAUGAAGAAGGCCAAGAAGGAGGCCAAGGUACACAAGGACAAAAGCAAAAGUACAAAGUCUAAGGAUGAGAAGACGGACAAAGCUGACAAGAAAAAGCUGAAGGAUAGCAAAAAGGAGAAGAAGGACAAGAAGGACAAGAAAGAGAAAAAGGAAGUGAAGGAGAGCCCCGCUGAAAAGAAGCAUAAAAAGGAGAAGUCAUCAUCGAAAGCCAAGAAAGAACUGGAUAAGAAGUCAAAGCUGGAGCUGAAGUCUAAAAAAAGAUCAAGAGACAAGAGCGACGAGAAGGAGAAGACGAAAAAGAGAAAGAAGGAUAAAUAG